CGGUAGGGGGCGUGGUUACUGGCCACGUCGUCGCUCCAUAGUAGCUGGGUCCAAGAUGGCGGCAGCCGAGGAAGCGGCAGCGAUGCGGGCAGAUGGAGGCACAAAGCCGCUGUUUGCAGGCCUUGCAGAUGUGUCAAUAUCGGAAGAUAUUCCAGUAGAAGGAGAAAUCACAGUUCCUGUGGGAUCUCGUUCCCCAGACGAAGACAACUCCACCCUGGAUGAGCCGGUCAAGGACACAAUUAUGCGGGACCUGAAAGCAGUUGGGAAGAAAUUCGUCCAUGUCAUGUAUCCCAAAAAGAGCAGUGCCCUCCUGAGAGACUGGGAUUUAUGGGGUCCUCUAGUCCUGUGUGUUUUACUUGCCCUAAUGCUUCAGGGAGGAGCAGCAAAUAGCACAGAAGACAGAGGUCCCCAGUUUGCAGAGGUCUUCGUCAUCAUUUGGUUUGGAGCCGUUGUCAUCACACUGAAUUCCAAGCUGCUUGGAGGGACCAUAUCUUUUUUUCAGAGCCUCUGUGUCCUGGGUUACUGCAUCCUCCCCUUGACGGUGGCUCUCCUGGUCUGCAGGCUUGUCCUGCUAGCAAGCUCUGAUACUCCUGGCUUCAUUGUGCGUCUCUUAGUCGUGGUGGCCAUGUUUGCCUGGUCAACGCUAGCAUCCACUGCUUUCCUGGCAGACAGCCAGCCCCCAAAUCGCAAAGCCCUGGCAGUCUACCCCAUCUUCCUCUUCUAUUUCGUCAUCAGCUGGAUGAUCCUCACCUUUGCCCCAUAGUGACACAAAAUCAGUGGAGACCCCAAAGCUGAAUGAAGGUGGCUUCUGUCUCUGUUAAGCCUCUUGGUUGCUGGCUUUCCCCAACGUUGCCCUCUAAUUUAUCUACCUGUAUUUAUGCUGUGUGUUGGACAAAGGCAGGACUGGUCCCCAGGAGUGUGCUGAAGGUCCCUUUUGUGUUUCUGAUUCCUCUGAGAAUGCAACUGAUGUCUGUCUGCUUACUCCUCUUCUUGUAAAUACCCACGAAAAGGCAUUGUUGCCCUUUUUGAAGAAUGCUGCUGAUGCAUAAGAAAGUAGAAAUCCUGCCUCAAUCCAUCAAAGCUGUUGAUAAAGGCAGAUAGCAAAAGAUACCCAUCCUUAACCAGCUUAUCAGAACACUUGGCGCUUUGUCUUCUGUACAUCAGGGCAUUUUCAAAUGCUUGUUAUCUGUUGAUGGGAGAAUGCUAGGAGAAUGUUCCGUUGAAGUUAUGCAAAGUGAUGCAAUAGUUUAUGCCAACCAUGACACACCUUGUUGCCUCCAGAGACUAUAGGACUACACCUCCCAUCAUCCCCUACCAGCACAGGCAUGCUUACCGGGACUGAUGGAUAUUGUAGACCAGCAACAUCUGGAGGAUGUUAGUUUAGCAAAGGCUUCUUUGUGUGGUCUUAGCACAUCCAUGAUAGAUUUGCCCCUGCCGCCCCUAAUUCUUUGUGGAGGUGUGAUGCAAGCCUAGUGGUUCCUUCCGUACAGGGAAUUAUCUCUCUCUUGAAAUGCAAAUAUAUUUUGAAGUGACUUCUGAAAAGAAUGCUUGAGUUAUGCUGUCUAGAGGUUACAUUGUGUUGGGAGUACCUUGUGUUAAUUGCAACUUAUUGGGCAGAUUAUACUUUUUCUAACUGCAAAAGAAAAUCUACUACUGAUCUUCCAGCAGAACUCAGGUUAACUGUUACCAAUCUUGUGGACAAGGGACAGAAAAAAUAAGCAAAUAAUAUCAGUAUGCUUUCCUCUUUCUUUCUUUCUUUCUUUCUUUCUUUCUCUCUCUCUCUCUCUCUCUGUGUGUGUGUGUGUGUGUGUGUGUGGUGGCUAACAAGUCGGAAAUUGACGGGAAUGCUGCCCAGUCUUGUGACCCAAGUGGUGUUAAAUACCUUUUAAUAUGUCAGGACUUCAGCAUUCAGAACACAGCCUGUGGGAGACUGGUUUCUUCUUCUUUGCCUUUCCCCUUGGUUGAGAAAUAGGGAUGUGGGGCAAGCAGUUCCCACAUCCCAUCUCCAUUUAGAGCAGUUUUUAUUUUGUUUUUUGUCAUUUGCCUUAAUAAACCUGAGAAAUGUUAUCCAAAAACACUAAAUUUUAAUAUAUGAUCCAUGUUUUCCUCUGCUUGCUGUCUUGCCAUUUGCUGGAGGCAGGAAAAUAAAUCUCUACCCAUCUUAAUUGUAAUUCCAGUCUUGUGUAUAGCUCACUGCUGGCGUGUGUGUGUGUGCGCGCUUCAGUUGGGGAGCAAAAGGUGUAAAUUGUUUUAAUUGCAAACUUUUAUAAAUAAAAAUGCUGAAAGAGG
Molecule: messenger RNA, 2289 nt
Organism: Podarcis raffonei (Aeolian wall lizard)
Lineage: Eukaryota; Metazoa; Chordata; Lepidosauria; Squamata; Lacertidae
Gene: YIPF6
Product: Yip1 domain family member 6
Exons: 7
Coding region: 56-763 (235 amino acids)
Biological process (GO): endoplasmic reticulum to Golgi vesicle-mediated transport
Cellular component (GO): trans-Golgi network; membrane
Source: RefSeq, a predicted model, not a curated record